UGAUGAACAUUUUGGACCUACGCUAAUUAUCCUAAUUACUUGGCAAUCAUUAGGGAAAUUCCAAGUUUAAUUUUUUGACAAAAAAGUGCCUCCGACAAAGGCGACUACUGCGUGAUACGAAAGACAUACUCCAAAAACCUGGAAAAUCCCAACAUAAAAUCCUCUUACGAGUAUCCUCCUAUAUUUCCCCCCAUCCCAGAUUUUCUUUUCUUUCUCUUUCCAUCUUUCUUUAUUUCCCUAAUUUCAAAACUUCCCCAAUUUUUUUCUUCAACUUUUUUUUUUUGUUUUUGUUUUUGUUUUUUUUUUUUUUUUUUUUUUUUUUAUUAAAAUUUCUUUGACUCACUCUAAUUAAAUUUUCCCACUUUUUUGACCACCCAUUAUUGUCCACUAGCCCUUCCAAUAAAUAAAUCAGUAUGAUAUGUUUUGAUUUUGGUAUCAGUUUAUUUUGGCAAUAUUUUGAUUAACAUAUAUCACCUUAUGAUUUUUCUUACCUUUUUAAUCAGAUAUUUUGUAGUUUCAAUCUUUGUUAUUUCCCACUAAAUAAUCCAUUUUACUAUAAAUUCAGCUCUUUUUAUUACAGAUCUGGCAUCGUUUUUGAUGCUACAGAGGUUCAUUUUGUGACGGGUAUUGAUUAAUUUCAUCACCCAUUUCUCAGAAAUUUGAGAUAAUUGGGUAAGUGUGGGAGUUUUUGAGUGAUUUUAGGCAAAAGGGUAUCUUUGAUCUUGUUGUUUAAGUAAAUUUUGAGCAAAUAAACAAGGGUUAUAAUGGCAAUAGAAGAAGGGAAGGACCCAGUUCCUGUAACUAGAACUAGGGGUAUAUCAGUGAGAUUACUGUUGGUAUUUUUGAUGUUCUUGGUGUUAUGUGUGUUGUUUUCUUUCAUUAGUCUUAGUACAUUUAGGCGAUUCAGUUUCGACAGCGUUGCUGGAGUUGUGAAGCCUAGUUUAGAGCCAUGUAUUGGUGAGUCUAGUGGUUUAGAUCAGUGGAUUAGACCCCCAUCUAAUUUGAUGCAUACAAUGAGUGAUGAAGAGCUCUUUUGGAGAGCCACAUUGGUGCCAAAGAUUAGGAAAUACCCUUUUGACAGGAAUCCUAAGAUUGCAUUCAUGUUCUUGUCUAAGGGACCAUUGCCAUUGGCACCUCUUUGGGAGAGGUACUUUAAGGGGCACGAGGGGCGGUUUUCGAUCUAUGUUCACUCGUUGCCAUCUUACAAUGAGGAGUUUCCUCCCACAUCAGUUUUUUACAAGAAGCAUAUACCUAGCAAGGUGGCAGAAUGGGGAAGGAUGAGCAUGUGUGAUGCCGAAAGAAGGCUCCUUGCCAAUGCAUUGCUUGAUUUUUCAAAUGAGUGGUUCAUACUUCUUUCUGAAUCUUGCAUUCCAAUCUACAAUUUUAGCACAACUGUGAAUUACAUCACAGGAUCCAAGUAUAGCUUUCUUGGUGCCUUUGAUGACACUGGGCCAUAUGGGAGGGGACGAUAUAAUGAGAGCAUGGCCCCUGAGGUUAAUCUAUCUGACUGGCGUAAAGGAUCUCAAUGGUUUGAAAUCGAUAGAAGACUGGCAAUUAACAUAGUUGAAGACACUAUCUAUCACCCCAAGUUUGAAGCGUUUUGUAGACCUCAUUGUUAUGUGGAUGAGCACUAUUUUCCCACCAUGCUUACGAUCCGAGCGCCAAAUCUUCUGGCAAACAGAAGUAUCACUUGGGUGGAUUGGUCAAGAGGCGGUUCGCACCCUGCUACUUUUGGAAAAGGGGACAUCACGGUGGAGUUUUUUAAGAAGGUUAGGGAGAGUAAGACUUGUGAAUACAAUGGGAGGAAUACUACACUGUGUUUUCUCUUUGCUAGGAAAUUUGCACCAAGCUCCUUGGAGCCGUUGUUGCAAUUAGCACCUAAGGUUCUUGGUCUCUGACAAUGAAUAUUGGCAUAUGCAUCUGAUUUUGAAGAUUACAAAAACAGAAAUUAAGAGAAUAUACAGGUAAUCAGCAUUUUAAAACAUGAAGUAUAAAACCACAGCUCGCAGAUGUUGCUGCGCACCCAGAUGACACAUGCUGCAUCCUCUUUCUUUGGCCUACAUUUACCCAGAAUAUUUCUGGUGUACAAAAGCUGUUUAGAGCUAGCAUCAUAAUAGGAGAAUUAUAUUGAUGAGAUCUUGUAGAUUUUAGAAUAAUACUGGAUGUAAUUGAGGCUUAGCUUUUUGAACUUUUGUGCUUGUGUAUGUAUAGGUGUGGCAUAACACAAGACGAUAUUGCAGGAGUUUAUUGAUAUAUACUAGAGAUGUAUCGCUCUCAUUUUUGUCA
This is a messenger RNA of Chenopodium quinoa (quinoa), 2286 nucleotides long. RefSeq lists its product as uncharacterized. Gene Ontology annotation, cellular component: membrane. The record is from RefSeq and is a predicted model, not a curated record. Gene Ontology annotation, molecular function: glycosyltransferase activity. The transcript has 2 exons. NCBI's taxonomy places the organism in Eukaryota, Viridiplantae, Streptophyta, Magnoliopsida, Caryophyllales, Amaranthaceae. The coding region runs from base 765 to 1898 and encodes 377 amino acids.